Messenger RNA from Oryctolagus cuniculus (rabbit), 2364 nucleotides. Lineage: Eukaryota; Metazoa; Chordata; Mammalia; Lagomorpha; Leporidae. The record is from RefSeq and is a predicted model, not a curated record.
GGAGCAGGCCCGGCUGCGGGCCCGCGUCGUCGACCGGGACACGGAGGCGUGGCAGCGGGACCCCGGCUUCUCGGGGCUGCGGAGGGUCGGGGGCGCCGACGUGUCCUUCGUGAAAGGGGACAGCGCCAGCGCCUGCGCGUCCCUGGUGGUGCUCAGCUUCCCCGAGCUCCAGGUGGUGUAUGAGGAGAGCCGCAUGGUCCGCCUGACCGCCCCCUACGUGUCCGGCUUCCUGGCCUUCCGAGAGGCGCCCUUCCUGGUGGACGCGGUGCAGCGGCUGCGGGAGAAGCAGCCCGACCUCAUGCCCCAGGUCCUUCUCGUGGAUGGGAACGGGGUGCUCCACCACCAAGGCUUCGGGGUGGCCUGUCACCUUGGCGUCCUCACUGAUCUGCCCUGCAUUGGGGUGGCCAAGAAACUGCUGCAGGUGGACGGGCUGGAGAAAGACGCUGCCCACAAGGAGCAGAUUCAGCUCCUGCAAGCGGGGGGAGAGGCCUUCCCUCUGAUUGGAGGCUCUGGGACGGUCCUGGGAAUGGCCCUGAGGAGCCACGACCGCAGCACCAAGCCGGUGUACGUCUCUGUGGGCCACAAGGUGAGCCUGGAGACGGCCGUGCGCCUGACCCGCCACUGCUGCAGAUUCCGGGUCCCGGAGCCCGUGCGCCAGGCCGACAUCCGCUCCCGGGAGCAUAUCCGCAGGACCCUGGGCCCCCCCGGGAUGCCUGCGCCUGCGCAGGGGAGUGUCACUGCACAGAGGCCACAGGCACAUCCCGCAGGCAGCGCAGGAGAGCCUGUGGGGGAGGAUGGCGCCCUGCGGACCACGGUGGAGGCCCCAGCACAGGCCUAGAGCUCCACCCCCAGGCCCCGGGAGUGGUGGAACUGGACGCCAUGAAGACCCCGCCACCCCUCUCCGGUCUCAGGACAGUGCCCGGGGCUGGUCCCUGGGGACGGUGGGGGGCUGCCCUGUGCACAGGAGGCGCUCCCAGCCCCAGAGACGCUGACCACGCCGCCCCGGGGAAGCAGCAGGCACUGCCCGGCUCGUGGUGAGGUGGGGUGGGGUGGAGGAGCCGUGGCCACGGCGCCCCGGGCUGGGCCGGACCAGAAAGCAGGAGCGGCAGGGCCCCGAGCGGUGCGGGGGAGCCGGGGUCCGGUGCGUGGGUGGCCCGGCUGCCGGGACAGCAUCGGCCUCUGCUCCACCGCACCUUGGACUGUGCCUCUGCGCGGGUUCACUCUUCUUGUUCUCUGUGGGGUUCAUGCGUAAGCCAGACCCCCCGCCAGCCGCGCUGAGCCACCUCUGCCGCUGGGAGGGGUCCAGGCUGGGGCGGCCGCACUGGUCCGGCCCCCGUCCUGCUGUCCCACCCAGCCUGGCUGCUGAGCCGAGGCCCCGCCCCGGGCCCUGCUGCUGCCUGCUCCAGGCACACUUUGCCUCUCCGCACGCCAGAGCUGGGGGCUCACGGCGGGCGCCACCAUCUGCCCGCCUGACUCCUUCCAGAGCUUUCCCACCCAGAGCUCCCUCAGGACCAGGGUGGGGGCGUGGGAAGUGCAUGGCUGGCCCUGCACAGGGCUGGCGGGCUCUCCCGCCCCUGCCCACUGGCCUCUGGCGGGGCUCAGAGCUCCCUCCCGUGGGCGAGGCGUGGGAGGGGCUCGGCAGGGCGCUGGCCCCAGUGACACCUUGACGAAGGAGGCUGAUCGCUUGCUGACGGCCCUCACGCUGCAAGGCCGAGCUGGCUCCCAUGAGAAGGUCCCCCGAAUUCGGGCUCCCCCGAAUCCCCUCGGUGCCCGCCCCGUGCCAGCGGGAGAGCCGCCUGGGCCGGGUGCCCUGUGGCGUCCCCUCCCGAGGAGCAGGCCAGGGUGGUGGCGGUCCUGCAGCAGUGUCUGCGUGGCCGUUUUGAGCCAGAACUCAGCAUUUCGGCCCCUUCAGAGCUUAGUGGCUGCGCCGUCUCAGGCAGCCAUGCCUGCUGCCCCCGGGAACCCUGCACCCGUCGACAGGUGCUCCCACGGUCUCUUCCCUGUGGACCCUCUCCCCGCCUCUGGCCCGGCCGUUCCAGGGACUCCUCAGUGGGCCUGGGGCGGGGCUGGUGUUUGUGGCACUGUUUCCCUCCUCCAUCCAUCGGCUGGUCCUGCUUGGUCGGUGUCCUUCCGUGGCUGCUGGCCGUUUGGGUGCUCGGAGCGCUCCCUUGGGUUUGUGUGUAGAGGGAGUUUCUGGGCCACACAUCGACUGUUUCUCUCUGUAGGAAACCCUAACCAUUGUACACGUGUAUCCUGGGAGAGCUCUGCUCGGGUCCUGAUUGGGCUGCUCUCUGUGGCUGUGUUCGAGAGUCCUGUGUUCUGGGGAUUCGAUCCUUACCAGUUACAUGGUUUACAAACACCUUC